Messenger RNA from Portunus trituberculatus (swimming crab), 1704 nucleotides. It is a transcript of the gene c12.1, whose product is annotated as spliceosome-associated protein CWC15 homolog. The transcript has 2 exons. Gene Ontology annotation, cellular component: catalytic step 2 spliceosome. The coding region runs from base 80 to 811 and encodes 243 amino acids. NCBI's taxonomy places the organism in Eukaryota, Metazoa, Arthropoda, Malacostraca, Decapoda, Portunidae. The record is from RefSeq and is a predicted model, not a curated record. Gene Ontology annotation, biological process: mRNA cis splicing, via spliceosome. Gene Ontology annotation, molecular function: RNA binding.
UCUCAUCAAGUAUGAUGGUGUACGCUCGUCGCCUCUAAGUGUUUCGCUGUGGCCUCGUAAACAACAACAAACAGCCACCAUGACUACAGCUGCACGACCCACAUUUGAGCCAGCCAAGGGUGGCAUGGGCCGAGGGGAGCGCGACCUCAGUGCACUUUCCAAGCAGUACUCGGCUCGUGACCUUGCUUCACACACACGGCUCAAAUACCGAGAUCAUGGCCAGUCCACUACUGAAGAGCUCCGCAACCGUGACUUCCGCCGUGAGCUGGAGGACCGUGAGCGUGCUGCCAGGGACAAGCGGACCAGUAGCAGCAGUGGUGGCAGCGGGAGUGGCAGCAGCAGCAGCAGCAGCAGCAACAAUGCCAUAAGGGAUUCUGGAAGCUCCUCCUCCUCAUCAUCAUCAUCCAAGAAGCCAAGACUGGACCAGAUUGCCCCAUCUAACCUGGAUGCUGAUGACCCUCAAGAUGAUGACGAUGAUGCGUCUGAUUCUGAUGACUCAGAUGACGAGGCAGUCCUGUUUGCUGAGCUGGAACGCAUUAGGAGGGAGAGGGCAGAGGAGGAUGCCAGGAAACAGCAAGAAAGGCAGGAGCAGGAGGAGCGGAUACGCAUGGAGAACAUUAUCUCGGGCAACCCACUUCUCAAUCUUGCGGCAGCACCCAAGUCUGACAUGAAGGUUAAGAAGCGAUGGGACGAUGAUGUGGUGUUCAAAAACUGUGCAGCCUCAGAACCUGAUAAAUCAGAAAAGUCUUUCAUCAAUGACUCUUUACGAUCAGAGUUCCACAAACGUUUCAUGGAAAAAUAUGUUAAAUAAUUGUGCAUUUUCAUAUAUGUAAGUUAAGAUUUUAUUAAGUGAGGAUGUAUUAGAUUACUGAAGUUACUAUAUUGUUACAGGUUGAGAAUCCUUUAUUCAUAAUUCUGGAUGUAAUCUAUAUUUAGGUUCUUUCCAAAAAAAAUUUUGCAAUGCAGUGAUAUUUUGAUGCUGGGGUUUACAAAACCCAUUUUCUUAUUUCUAAUUUUGUUUAAAGGAUUUCUAGUUUGUACCAAGUUGGCUAAUGAUUUUCAGCAAUUCAGAGGAAUUCAGUGUACAUAAUUGAAAUAGGAAUAGGAUAUUUGAACUCUGGUUUCUCUAAAUUUCAGUUAGUAUACAAAGUUGAAAACUCAAAUGUGUAUUUAAUUUUUGUCUUAUAUUGAUUAAUGUUUUUGGUAGAGAAUGUGUCUGAUUAUAGGCUAAUAAGGAUUAGAGUUAAUAAUUAAAGAUGAUUUUUAAUGGAUCUUGCUGAUUGAAUCGUGAAAUGGAAAUGUUAUUCUAUAAAGGCAUAUCCUUGAAUAUGAUUAAUAUGAACACUACAUGCACUUAUUAAUCUUGAAUAUGGAAAACCACUUUAUUAGUCUUAACAUCUUGACAUGUACUCUUAUACUUGUUUAUUCUAAAAAGAAUCCAUUAAUUAUGUUUUUCUUUGGCCUUAAACUUUCAGUAGAAUAAAGAGUCAGUUGAACUAAUUUGUGCAGGAUAAAGUUGCAUACUUGUCACAAUGUCAGAAAAAAAAAAAUCAUAAUUCAAACCACUUAGUGAUUAAUACAUACAUACUUUCCCACUUCUGAAUUGUCUAACCUUUGUUAUGUUCAUGUUUCUGCAGUUUCCAUUCUUCACUUUACCUGAAGUGGAAAUACAUUUGCAUAUUAUAGUUGAAAUAUCAACCCAAA